Molecule: messenger RNA, 2135 nt
Organism: Diprion similis
Lineage: Eukaryota; Metazoa; Arthropoda; Insecta; Hymenoptera; Diprionidae
Gene: Nop60B
Product: H/ACA ribonucleoprotein complex subunit 4
Exons: 8
Coding region: 117-1634 (505 amino acids)
Biological process (GO): mRNA pseudouridine synthesis; box H/ACA sno(s)RNA 3'-end processing; rRNA pseudouridine synthesis
Cellular component (GO): box H/ACA snoRNP complex
Molecular function (GO): pseudouridine synthase activity; RNA binding
Source: RefSeq, a predicted model, not a curated record
GCGUGUUCCUCUCAUGUAUAGCGUGUAACCAGCGCUUUUCUUUCGAAGCUAGCUUCGUAGCUUCGCACGCCGAAUAUAUUAAAACAUUUUAUGCACGUGUUGUGAGUGAUUUUAAAAUGGCAGAAACAGAAAAUGAAAAACGAAAAGAUAAAAAAAAGUCACUCGGAGAACUGCAAGUGGCUAUGAAAUGCCAAGUUGAACCCUCCAAGGCAGCGGUAAAAUUGGAGUAUGGCAACUGGCCAUUGUUAUUCAAAAACUUUGACAAAUUAUUGACCCGUACAAAAUGUUUUACACCAUUAACCUGCGGCUCAACGCCUCUGCAUCGCAAUCUCUCUGAGUACAUUAAAUCAGGUUGCAUCAAUUUGGAUAAACCGUCAAAUCCGUCUUCACAUGAAGUUGUUGCUUGGAUCAAACGAAUUUUGAAAGUUGAAAAAACUGGUCACUCUGGUACCUUGGAUCCAAAAGUAACAGGGUGUCUGAUUGUAUGUAUAGACAGAGCGACUCGUCUUGUAAAGUCGCAACAGUCUGCAGGAAAACAGUAUAUUGCAGUAUUCAAAUUACAUUCUGCUGUUGAGAAUGUUCUUAAGGUGAAACAAGGGUUGGAAAAAUUACGCGGAGCACUGUUUCAAAGACCUCCAUUAAUAUCAGCAGUCAAGCGUCAGUUGCGAGUCAGGACAGUCUAUGAUAGUAUUCUUCUUGACUAUGACGAGGAUCGAAAUAUGGGAGUAUUUAAAGUUGAUUGUGAAGCAGGUUCUUACAUUAGAACAAUGUGCGUCCACUUAGGUCUCUUUCUAACUACUGGCUGUCAAAUGGAAGAGCUACGUCGAUCAAGGUCAGGCGUACAAUCCGAACAAGACGGAAUGGUGACGAUGCACGAUAUUCUUGAUGCUCAAUGGCUAUACGAGAACCAUGGUGAUGAGACUUAUUUACGCAGAGUAAUUAAACCUUUAGAAGCUCUUCUCGUGAAACACAAAAGAAUUAUUUUGAAGGAUAGCGCAGUAAAUGCUAUAUGCUAUGGAGCAAAAAUAAUGGUUCCUGGUGUUCUAUUAUAUGAUGAUGGAAUCGAGCUUAAUGAAGAAAUUGUGAUUGUCACCAGCAAAGGAGAAGCUAUUGCUCUUGCCAUUGCACUUAUGACGUCACCUACUAUGACUGCUUGUGAUCAUGGUGUAGCUGCUAAGAUAAAACGCGUGAUUAUGGAAAGGGAUGCCUACCCCAGAAAGUGGGGACUGGGUCCUAAGGCCUCAAUAAAAAAACGAAUGAUAAAGGAAGGCAAAUUGGAUAAGCAUGGAAAACCAAAUGAACAAACACCUUCUGACUGGCUUACAAGUUAUGUGGAUUAUUCCAAGACUGAUGCUAAUGGAGUAGAAGAUGCAGCUAGUCGAAAACGAAAACUGGAUACGACAAGUCCAACUGAUGCACCAGUGGCUGAAGAAAGUAAAGACGAAGAAACUGCGUCACCAAAAGAAAAGAAGAAGCAUAAAAAAGAUAAGAAAAAAAAGAAAGUAAAGGAAGAGUCGGAAGCUAUUGAAACUGAAACUCCAGCAGAUGCAGCUACUGAAGAAACACAAGUGAAGAAAGAAAAGAAAAAGAAGAAGAAGAAGGAUAAAGACCAAGAAGCGCCAGCCAGCGAAUAAUGAAAUUCGUAAACAUACCAUAUAACAGGCAUGCUAAAGAUAUACUUAUCAGUCAUCCUGAAGUUAUUCGGUGUAAAAUGAAAAAUAUUUCAUACUAUACGAAACAAAGUUAUAUAUUUUUAUUUACAUCCUAGAGGGGCCUGAAAAGUUCCAUUUAUGUCAACUAAACGGAGAUGCAAUUAUUACCUGCCAAAUGAAUUAAUUCCGUUCUUGAUACUACGAUACACUUACCGAAAUCAAUCUCAACUAUUUUACUAAAGAAAAUAAUAAAGUGAUAGAUUAACCAUACGUCUGUUAUGCUUAAAAUCAGAUAUUUUUAUAGUACACCAAGAGCUCGUUUCAAAUAUCAAUUUGCUCUGAACAUGCCAAACAAUUGUGGAAAAUUGAUACAUCAAUUUUCCGCCAUUAUAUUUGUAGGAUCGUUGAAAAGACAUUUCGAAUUGCACGCAUCAUUUUAAUAAAAAAAAAAAAAAAAUGCAGAAACAAUACAUACACGGUUUC